Messenger RNA from Babesia bigemina, 1671 nucleotides. Its product is annotated as Sec1 family protein, putative. Gene Ontology annotation, biological process: vesicle-mediated transport; intracellular protein transport. Gene Ontology annotation, cellular component: Golgi membrane. NCBI's taxonomy places the organism in Eukaryota, Apicomplexa, Aconoidasida, Piroplasmida, Babesiidae. The transcript has a single exon. The coding region runs from base 1 to 1671 and encodes 556 amino acids. The record is from RefSeq and is a predicted model, not a curated record.
AUGAAUGACGUGAACCCGUAUCAUUUUGGCAGCCUCACAGGGCUGCUGCGGGAGAACUACGCGUCCAUGUUGGAUCGUGUCAAGGGUUUGAAGCUGUUGAUUCUGGAUGAUGCGACGGCGGCGUCCAUGUCACUGGUACAGACCCACUCAUACCUUUUGGAGGGCGGGGUCCUGCUGACUACCAACAUCAGCGACGAAAACCUGUUCAAUGAGGAUCCGCAAAACCUGUCGAAUUUGCGCCACCUGAAGGCGGUGUACAUCAUUCAGCCGUCCCACGCAAAUGUAGCUCGCCUCUGCGACCAGCUGCGCGGUGGAUACUUCAAGGAAUACCACCUGUACUUCACGAGCAUGCCGCUGGAGGGCCAGCUCGAGAUGCUCGCAAAGAACGACGUCUUGGAGCUAGUGUGCGGCGUCUACGCGUACCACACGGACCUCAUGGCUGUCUGCCGCUACUGCUUUUUGCUCGACGCAGGCACAAGCGACCUGUACACGAGCGUUCAUAGCGGGGAGGCAGCCCGCGUAUCGCAAGGAUUGUUUAACGUUUUCCGGAUAAUAAAACAGAUUCCGUCUAUUCUACACGUUGCAGGGAGCCCUGAAGCUCGCGAACUAGGUUUAAAAGUGCAGUCGUUGUUGAACAACGACCUGCUGAACUCCGAGGCCAUUUUGAAGACUUACUCUAAGUUCGGCACUGGCGAAAGCUACGGGUGCUCUUUGCUCAUUUAUGACCGGAAGUGCGACUGUAUAACGCCUUUGAUGAAUCAAUGGAGUUACCAGGCCAUGAUUUACGAGCUGUUGCCGAUGUCCCGCAACAGCGUCCGUAUCGGCGAGGAAGACUACAUUUUGAACCCGGAUUUUGACGAUUUUUACGGCGCAAACAUUUUCAAAGACUUCGCUGAUGUCGAGUCGGCAUUGACUGAAAUGAUUCAGGACAACAAGAAGACCUUUUCGGACGCCAUGAACAUUCUGCAGAACAUUCCUCAGCAGACGAAGAUCUGCAACGAGACCAAGCGCCACGUAGCCAUUUUGCACGAACUAUCGCAAAUUAUACAGAGCAGAGACCUGCUCAAUACGGGGCUGCUGGAGCAGGAUAUGGGCACCCACGUUAGAAGCUCUGCAGAGGCCUUCGAAGCGGUGGUGGAAUAUCUGAACAACCCUGACCUCGACCCUUUUGAGAAGCUACGGUUGGCAAUGCUGUUUUGCCUGGAGUACCGCCGUCACGAGGACAAGGUGAACAUGAUCAAGGACAACUUGCGCAUGAACGGGUUGGAGUCGAUGGUGGGCAAGGUCGACGCGCUGCUGCAGUACGCUGAUGUGACCGACUCUGGGUCGGACUCGUUAGCCAUCUUAUCCAGAGCGAGGAGCACGCUGAACAAGUCGCUCUCUGGAGAUUCGUCGAGCCCUUAUAUGCGGUACACAUCGCGGCUUGCUUACGUCGUGCAGUCUCUGCUGAAGGGCCGUCUGGACAGCCGCCAGUUCAUGCUUAUUCCAAGUUCGUAUGAUCUGGAUUUCAGCUACGCGGCCCGGCCACUGUCGGUAGUGGUCUACGUCGUGGGCGGAGUGACUCUGGCCGAGUACCGCGACCUUCAGAAUCUGAGCGCCGCGUCUAGGGUGCCCAUCCUGCUCGGCGGGUCGUGCCUGCUAAACUCGCAUAGCUUCACUAAUAAUUUUUAG